AUGGAUCAGACGGUUUCUAAAAAUGCUGAAGGGUUUUGGGAAGCCCCUCUACCUUUCCGUUCUCCAAGGAGAAGACUUCCGGAUAAUCGAACCCAAGCCCUUCAGAGAGCUAAAUCCCUGGAUUUCUCCCUUCGAAAAGAUGAUGCGAAGAAAAAUCAUUUCCUGGAGUUCAUGCGAAAAAUCUUUGAGAACAACCAUGCUGAGAUUGCCCCUCCUUUGACAGAUGGUGAGGAGGCCUGGUACUUACCCAUUUUUGGGGUAUACCACCCAAAGAACCCAACACAAAUUAGAAUAGUCUUCGAUUCAUCGGCCAAAUAUGACAAUGUUUCAUUGAACGAUGUUCUCAUGACUGGACCCGAUUUGAUCAAUAGCCUUCUUGGCGUGUUAUUGCGUUUCCGUAAAGACCUUGUUGCUAUCACUGCUGAUAUCCAACAGAUGUUUUAUUGCUUUGUGGUCAGUGAAAAACACAGAAACUUUUUACGCUUUUUUUGGUAUGAAAAUAAUGACCCAGAAAAGGAAUUAGUGGAGUAUCGCAUGCGAGUGCACGUUUUCGGAAACAGUCCGUCUCCAGCAGUAGCUACGUAUGGCUUAAGGAAAGCUGCACAAUCUGGUGAAGAAGUCUAUGGAUCUGAUGUUGUGAAUUUCGUGAUAAGAAACUUUUACGUUGACGACGGACUGGUGUCUCUACCGACCGCAUCUGAUGCUAUCGACCUCAUGAAAAGGACACAGGAAGCACUGAUGGAAGAAGGAAACUUGCGACUGCAUAAGAUAGCAUCCAACAGCCAAGAUGUUAUGAAUGCUUUCUCCGAGGACGACAAAGCAAGCCAUUUGAAGGACAUUAAUCUUGGUGUUUCAGAGGCCCCAAUGAGGCGCAGUGUAGGCUUGUACUGGAACUUGCAGAGUGACACGUUCACCAACCGUACAUCUUCAGGAGAGAAACCAUUCAGCAAGCGGGGAAUCUUAUCCGUUGUUAAUAGCCUCUAUGACCCCUUAGGGUUCAUCGCUCCAGUGGUAAUUUUAGGCAAAUUGCUUCUGCGGGACCUAAUGGCCAGUACGAAAAGCUGGGACGAGCCACUUCCAGAACAUAUGCGAGACAAAUGGGAACGUUGGAAGAAUUCUCUACUAGAACUGGAUCAGCUAUUGGUUCCACGUACUUACGCUACCAUCUCGUGGAAAGACAUGAUCCGCAAGGAGGUACAUAUAUAUUGUGAUGCUUCAGAGAAAGCGAUAGCAGCUGUCGCUUUUCUGAAAAUGACUGAUACCAAAGGUGGUGUUCAUGUGGGAUAUAUCAUGGGCAAGGCAAAGGCUGCACCCUUGCACCGACACAGCAUUCCAAGAUUGGAACUCUGUGCGGCCGUAUUAGCCGUCCAGAUAUCCGAAACCAUCUCCAAUGAGCUUGACCUUGAAAGAAAUUCAUUCCAUUUCUUCAAUGAUAGCCAAGUAGUGCUAGGGUAUAUACACAACUCUACAAAGAGGUUCUACAUGUAUGUGACAAAUCGUGUGGCCAAAAUAAGGAAGCUUUCUCAACCACACCAGUGGUCGUAUGUCAACACCGAGUCUAAUCCUGCAGAUGCAGCGACCAGAUCCAUUCCUCCUGAUAAGCUUCAAAACAGUCUGUGGUUGCAAGGACCACCCAGCCUGUACGAGCCAACGGAAGAGUCAAAUGAUACCAAAUUUCCGUUAGUAAACGUAGAUCAGGACAAAGAAAUUAGACCACAAGUGCAAGUUCUCAAAACAGAACUUCAUGAGAACACAUUUGCUCUCACCCAUAGCAUUAAAAGGUUUUCUGUGUGGAGAAAUCUAGUCAACACAUUCAAACGCUUGAACAUUUUUGCAAGAACUUAA
Molecule: messenger RNA, 1845 nt
Organism: Magallana angulata
Lineage: Eukaryota; Metazoa; Mollusca; Bivalvia; Ostreida; Ostreidae
Exons: 1
Coding region: 1-1845 (614 amino acids)
Molecular function (GO): nucleic acid binding
Source: RefSeq, a predicted model, not a curated record